This is a messenger RNA of Zingiber officinale, 1524 nucleotides long. RefSeq names its product transcription factor MYBS3-like. The record is from RefSeq and is a predicted model, not a curated record. The transcript is spliced from 4 exons. Gene Ontology annotation, biological process: response to ethylene; response to gibberellin; response to auxin. Lineage: Eukaryota; Viridiplantae; Streptophyta; Magnoliopsida; Zingiberales; Zingiberaceae. Bases 151 to 1068 code for a protein of 305 amino acids. Gene Ontology annotation, molecular function: DNA binding.
UUCGCUAUUUAUCCCAUUUCUGCAAAGGUAAAUAAUUUCCUUUUUCGCUACUGCUCUCGUCUGGCGACGGCAGCGGCCUCAUCUCCCUGAUCCAAACCCUACUCCUUAUCCAUUGUGUGAUCGAUCGCCGGCGGAAGUCGGCGGAAGACGAUGCGCCGGUGCUCCCACUGCAGCCACAAUGGCCACAACUCCCGGACGUGCCCCAGCCGCGGCGGGGUGAAGCUUUUCGGGGUGCGCCUCACCGAUGGUUCCAUCCAGAAGAGCGCCAGCAUGGGGAACCUCUCUCUCCUUUCUGGAUCCAGCGGCGGCGCCUCUCCCGCCGAUGGGCCGGAGCCAGCCGCAGGCGCCGCCACUGACGGUUACGCGUCGGAGGAUUUCGUGAAGGGGUCGUCGGCGAGCUGCCGCGAGCGGAAAAGAGGAAAUCCAUGGACUGAAGAAGAGCAUAGAAUGUUUUUACUUGGAUUGCAAAAGCUUGGUAAAGGUGAUUGGCGUGGCAUAUCUCGUAGCUAUGUGGUGUCUAGGACACCUACCCAAGUGGCUAGCCAUGCACAGAAGUAUUUUAUUCGUAAAUCUAAUAUAACAAGAAGAAAAAGAAGAUCAAGCCUCUUUGAUAUGGAAGCUGAUGAGCCCCUUGAACCUCAAGCAUUUUCAAUUUCGCAAGAAUCAGAUGCACAAAAUAGCAAGCCACCUCCAAUACCUCCAAUUCUGAACGAGGAAGAUGAAUCAAUGGAUUCUAAAGUGGAAGUAAUUGAAGAAGUGCCACAACCAGAAGCUCAGCUGCUCACUUAUCCUGUGAUGUUUCCUGCAUAUUUUUCUCCGGUUCUCCAAUUUCCUUCCUCUUAUUGGUCAGAAUGCAAAGCAAAUACAUUGGAGCAGCAGACACAUGAAAUUAUUAAACCAACAGCAGUACAUUCAAAGACUCCUAUAAAUGUUGAUGAGCUUGUGGGUAUGUCAAAGUUGAGUAUAGGAGAGUCCCUCGUAGGGACAACUUCUUCGUUGGAUUUUCUCAGAGGGUCUAAGAGGCAAUCUGCUUUCCAUGCUAACUGUUCCAUGAGGUCUCAAACAUGAUCCAGCUAUUUAAACAAGGAGAUCAAGUGACGGUACUAUGUACUAUCAGGGCUUCGGAAGAUCUUCCUUGCAACCGCCACAAUAACUUGGAACCGAUUGUCCUUACCUUAUCUGUUUAUGCUAACUGCAAGACUACCACUAAUAAUCCAAUGACAUCCCAAGCUAUUGGUUGCCCUCGCGACUGCUAAUAAUAUACAACUUUUGCAGUUGAAUGUUCUUCGUCUGACGGAGGUACUUCAUGGAAGUUCAAGUAUCCUAGCGAAUUCGAUGUGCAUAUAUUAGUUGUUCCUGCGACUAUGAUAUCGAGCAGGAUUCAUGUGUGGUAUUUGUCGAGGAAGUUGCAACUCACAACUAGGAUCGAAAUGUUAGUUGUUUCGAAAGUUUUAAUCUGUCACUAGGGUGCUGUAAAAUUCUAGUAUUUUCGAUAUAAAAAAUAUAAUAAGGGUAUAUUAUAUA